AUGCGAAGCCCGACUUUCCCUGACAUGGUCGAAUUUGCGACAGAAUUCCUCGCAAAUGCGAAGAGGACAGCAUCGCAAAAGCGAUGGCCCCCUCGCAAAUGCGAUUCCCCACUCGGCAGCCCCAGACAAGCGAGGCAAAAAAUUAGAGCUCUCUUCAAUCAUCCUCUAUAUGUAUUAUACUCCACUAAUAUUCCUCCUGGUGCCACCAAUUCAAUCCCUGCAUAUUCAUUUUUACCUUCACCUCUAUCAGUUUCUUCUUCUAAUGUUUUGUCAACUUCUAGAACAAUUGAAUUACAACCCAAAGAUGUUGUUUUAUCCUUUAAGGAGUGGUUCAUGAGCAGAAAAAACCCAGUUUUCGAUCGGAUCUUUGAGAUAUUGAAGACUCAAGAUGAUAUUACAGCUGAUAUAUCACUGUCUCGAUUUAAACUUAGACUCUCCGAGGCUUUGGUUCUUCACGUGUUAAAUUACGAGAAAAACAAGGAUGUUUUAUCCUGUUUGAAGUUCUUUGAUUGGGCGGGUCGACAGCCGGGUUUUUAUCAUACCCGGGUGACGUUUAAUGCCAUUUUUAAGAUUUUGUCGAAGGCAAAGUUGAUGUCUUUGAUGGUUGAGUUUUUGGAUAAGUAUAUGAAGCAAAGGUAUUUUCAUAAAGCGAGAUUUUACAACACUUUGGUUAUUGGGUAUGCCGUGGCUGGCAAGCCUGAGCUUGCACUCCAACUGUUCGGUAGAAUGUGUUUUCAGGGUGUUGAUUUGGAUGCGUUUGCUUAUCAUGUGUUGCUUAAUGCAUUGGUGGAGGAUGGUUUUUAUGAUGCGUUUGAGAUGGUUUUGAAGCAGAUUAAGUUUAGGGGUUUUGAGGAUUCCAUAACACAUGCUAUAUUCGUUAAGAGUCUUUGCCAGCAAACGGAGCUGGAUCGAGCUGAGGAGUAUCUUAGAGGGUUCUUGAGAAAUGGAGGGAGUCUCGUUUGGUUCCGGGAACAGGCAUAUAGUGUGUGGAUUAAGGACCUUGCUCAGGCCGGGGAGCUAAGUGAGGCAGUAGAAUUUCUGAAAGGCAAGAAACUAUUUGAUGGGUAUGUUCCUGAAGUAUUUCGCUAUAACAGCUUAGUGUGUCGGCUUUUAAGAGAGAACAGGUUAGAGCAGGUUUAUGACUUGUUGAUGGACAUGAAGGUUCAAGAUAUAGUACCUGACGAUGUCACCAUGAAUGUAACUUUGUGCUUCUUCUGCAAGGUGGGGAUGGCUGAUGUUGCCUUGGAGUUGUAUGAUUCGAGAGCUGAAUUUGGAUUCUCUGUAAGUAGUAUGACCUAUAACUAUCUGAUAAAUACUCUAUUAGGCGAUGCAAGCGUUGAUGAAGCGUAUUUCGUGCUGAAGAAUGCCAUUGAACAAGGUUAUUUCCCUGGUAGGAGGACAUUUUCUAUUAUUGCUGAUGCUCUUUGCAGAAAGGGGAAGCUCGAUAGAGUGAAAGAGUUGGUUCUUGCUGCUCUAGACCGGAACUGCAUGCCCAGUGACUCGACCUACAACAAGUUCAUAUCAGCCUUAUGUAGGGCCAGCAGGGUGGAAGAUGGAUACUUGCAAGAUUGUUAA
Molecule: messenger RNA, 1575 nt
Organism: Nicotiana attenuata
Lineage: Eukaryota; Viridiplantae; Streptophyta; Magnoliopsida; Solanales; Solanaceae
Product: pentatricopeptide repeat-containing protein At1g71210-like
Exons: 4
Coding region: 1-1575 (524 amino acids)
Molecular function (GO): protein binding
Source: RefSeq, a predicted model, not a curated record